AAAUCAGUUGACAUCAGCAGUGUUUCUCAUACGAUUCUGAUUGGACGUAAUCGGGAGUAUUUUUAACUUGGCGGUAGGGAUUUCCCAAAACCGGGAGAUUAUCCAGUUUUUAACAAAUACGAUCGGGAGGCAGGAGACGGAGGCUAAAAUCGGGAGCCUCCCGCCAAAAUUGGGAGGGUUGGCAAUCAACCCAUGUUUGCCCGACCCCUGAGUGCAGUGGGCUUUGCUCCAGCUGCUGCUGUGAUUUGGAGACAGUUGUACUGGAGAAACACAGUUCCACUCAUCACCAUCAGAAAACCCUUCAUUUCCCCCAGACCCCUCUCUCCCUUCAUCUGGAGUGAGUUUCCCAGCAUUGAUCACACAAGACGCCUUCAUCUCUCCCUUGGCCUGAUGAAGCACCCUGAUCCAGAACCUCCUCUUAAAAGGAGAAAGAGCUUGGAGUCUGAGCACUCUAGUGAAAGUGUGCAGCCGAGCCCUAAACGCUCAGCUUCCAGAGAGACACGAGCACCUAAUCUUGCAUUUCUGCACAACAUAACUGAUGUACAGCUUCCUUCUGAGAAACUUUCCCUAAGCCUGGAUAGUACAGGGAAUAAAACAGAGUUAAAGAGGCAGUGGGAGGACCUUACUGACAGCGUUGCAAGCAUAAGUGUUGGACCCUUCGAUUUCUCAGUGAUGUCUUACAAUAUUCUCUCGCAAGAGCUACUUCUCAGCAACCCUUACCUUUACAAACACUGUAAGCCUCGUGUGUUGGAGUGGCACCAUCGAUUCGCCAACCUCAUCACCGAGCUGGAGCGACACGCUGCAGAUAUAAUGUGUCUUCAGGAGGUGCAAGAGGAUCAUUAUCAGAAGCAGAUCAAACCCAGUCUAGAAAAUCUAGGCUACCAGUGUGAGUACAAACGCCGGACUGGCCGCAAGCUCGAUGGCUGCAUGGUAGCUUUUAAGAAGUCCCGGUUUACACUCUUCUCCUCUCACCCUGUGGAAUAUUUCCGCCAAGGAAUCCCAGUCCUGGACCGAGAUAAUGUUGGGCUGAUCGUGGUUCUGAAGCCCGUGGGGGCGUCAGGCUCUGAAUGCAACGUCUGCGUGGUGAACACUCACCUGCUAUAUAACCCACGGCGUGGCGACAUCAAGCUAGCGCAGCUGGCACUUCUGCUGGCCGAAAUCGGUCGCGUAGCACAGCAGGAUGAUGGUACGACCUGCCCUGUACUGCUGUGUGGUGACUUUAACUCCGUGCCUGCGAGUCCCCUCUACACCUUCAUUACAGGCAGCAAGCUGGAGUAUGCAGGCAUGCCCAUUGGGAAGGUAUCAGGACAGGAAGAAAGCCCUCGAGGACAGCGAAUCCUCACUUCACCCCUUUGGCCCUCCAGCCUCGGCAUCUCCCAGCUGUGCCAGUAUGAAGGCCAAACUAAUGCAGAACCUGAUGGAAAGGAAUCAGAGCAACAGUGUUCCAAUAAAGGCCUGAACAAACCUAGCAUUGAACAUGGGUUUAAGCUGACCUCAGUAUACUCGCACUACCUAAAAGAGAGCGGUCAUCGUGAAAUCACCACCUGCCACUCGCGCACAGCCAUUACUGUUGAUUACAUCUUCUAUUCACCAGCGCAGAGGGAUGAGUCAGGCUGGACAGAAUGCAAUGCAGCACCACAGCGAGGCCUGCAGCUGCUCUCCAGGCUGGCCCUGGUCAGUGAAUCUGAGCUCAGAGAAGUGAAUGGUCUGCCCAAUCAGUGUCACUCAUCUGACCACCUUCCUCUCAUUGCCCGAUUCCGUCUGCACUCCUGAGCAUCUCAUCUGUUUGAUGUUGUGUCAUAAUUGUAUAUUGAGUUUCAUGGUGUAUACACUAACAUAAAAGUGAUUGUUCAAUUGUUUUAUGUUUGAUGAUGCAACGUUCCAGAGAUCAAAUUUAUUCCUGCAGUUUUAAGUGAGUUUGAUCGUUUUAGAUGAUGCAAAUAGGAGGAGACAAUGGUGAUGCAAAUAGGAGACAAACUAUGAUGAGUUUUUAAAACAGGUUCUACACCAGCAAAUCUGGAUUCGCUUAAUUGCACGUGCAUUAUAUCAUGUAUGUAUGUAUGUAUUUUUUUUUUAAACUUGCACAUCAGUUGGACUUCUGACUUUAAACUGAAGUCAUGGGCUAGAAAGACAAAUUUGAACUGUAGAUUGGUUGUUAUUGGAAUUUUUAUGGCUGCCAUCUAAUUUUAUUGAAGUUUACUUUUAAUUUAUUAAGCAUGAAGUCUAAGCUGGUUUCUUAUGUACAUUAGGGCCACAGCUAACAGUUGCUGCUGAGUAGUGUCCUGGAUAUUCAAGUAUACUGUAAAAGUAAAUAUUCAAGACUUUAUUUUACAUGUUUUGGAAAUAAAACUUGGCAGUAUAUGAAUCGUAUGAACAGGACCUCACCACAUUUGCUCUAAAUAAAGAGCUUUAAAGGUGUAUGUAAUCAGUUUACACUGUGUUAUUCAACUGUACGUUUUCUUUCAAGUCUCAGCUUUCAUCAUUCUUUGAAGACUAACAUCUGUCUGCCAGCUUUCAGACCCCAGAACCUCAUACAAGGGCAGUAAAAUUAUUAAUGAUGAUCAAAUUAUAUUUCUAAAAACAUAUUCAAACACAAUUUGAUCUGUUCUAAAUGCCACACUGUAUUAAGGAGGUGGCACAGGCCUCAAGUCUAUGGAAGAUAGUAAAACUGUCUAUAAUUUGAAUUAUUCUUACUGUUUUCUAAUUCAUUAUUGAAUUAGUUAAAUAUAUCGUAUAUUCUAUCCACAUUCACUGGAUAUGAGCAAUCGCGCGCUCUGAUUGGCUACUCUAGUAUUAGGAUAUCAGCUCAUAUACCGUGAGUAGAGAAAAACAAAAUGGCAGAGUGUGUUACUGAACCAACCAAGGACGAAAUAAAAACUUUAUUCAAAAACAAAACCCCCCAAAAAUGCAAAAAAAAGCAACAAACUAUGGAAUAAAAGUAUUUGAUGGGUAUUUUUUUAUUUUAUUUUUUUUUAGUUUUCAAGAAUUAUGAUAGCAUUUUUCAGAAAUUGCUACUGUCAUUUCGAUGGUUUGUUUACAUACUAGGCGAAAAUGAUUUUGUCAGACGUUUUGUAUAAACUUUUUUCUUUAUUGAAUUUGCGAAAAAUAAAAAUGAUCCAUUUCUCAAAAAUCCAGUGAAUGUGGAUAGAAUAAAACAGUUAUUCGACUCAAUCUCGUCGUGCAUGGCUGAUAGCCGAUUCGGUGCUACGCACCUCGUCAGCUAUCAGCUCAUGUACGACUUGAUUUCGUGGAAUAACUGUUAAUUAGUUGGAGCUUAAUGUGCACUCUUGUAGUUUAAAGAAGAACUUUUUUUACUUGUUUUUUUUUUUCCUUUCUUGUUUGAUACAUUUGAAGUUGGAUAUUUUAUAAUAAUAAACAUCUGGAUCAAAUAUGAA
This is a messenger RNA of Neoarius graeffei (lesser salmon catfish), 3395 nucleotides long. RefSeq names its product angel homolog 2 (Drosophila) (gene angel2). The transcript is spliced from 9 exons. The record is from RefSeq and is a predicted model, not a curated record. Bases 193 to 1773 code for a protein of 526 amino acids. Lineage: Eukaryota; Metazoa; Chordata; Actinopteri; Siluriformes; Ariidae. Gene Ontology annotation, biological process: 3'-UTR-mediated mRNA stabilization. Gene Ontology annotation, molecular function: 3'-5'-RNA exonuclease activity; mRNA 3'-UTR binding.